AUGGAGAACGGUUUCAUCAACAGUCUGAGAGACAAAGGCGACAACCUUAAGAAUUCUUCAUGGAACUGUAAUAAGAAUCUAAGUGGGUUUCCAUGGCCGCCAAGAUCUUACACUUGUAGUUUCUGCAAGAGGGAAUUAAGGUCGGCUCAGGCUUUGGGUGGGCACAUGAAUGUUCAUAGGGGAGAGAGAGCUAGGUUAUUAAGAAACUCACCUCCUCCUUUUCUCAGCUCUAACCCUAACCCUAAUUUCUCGUAUUCUUCUUCAUCUUCACAGUCUUACGGUUUCCCUAGUGAAAUGAAGAAAUGGCGUGGCGACGGUGGCUUCGCCGGUCCUCGAAGUUCGAGGGGCUCGGGUUCGACUUAUAUGAAGGGUGCAGGAUCGUGUUUCAGAGUCGAAGAAUUCAACGGUGAUGGUUGCAGCGAUAAGUUGAUGAAGAAUUCGAAGUUGAAGAUGAUGAAUGCGAUCGUUAUUAGUGAUUUCGAUGAAGAUUUGGACUUGGAACUUCGAUUGGGAUGCUCUUAA
Hibiscus syriacus is the source of this 522-nucleotide messenger RNA. RefSeq names its product transcriptional regulator SUPERMAN-like. The record is from RefSeq and is a predicted model, not a curated record. Lineage: Eukaryota; Viridiplantae; Streptophyta; Magnoliopsida; Malvales; Malvaceae. The transcript has a single exon. The coding region runs from base 1 to 522 and encodes 173 amino acids.